ACUGUAACUAUCUGUGGGUAAACGUGUAUGGCGUUUUUGUGGGUCAUAUCAAUCUACAUGUAGGUCAGAGAGAAGCUUAUACACUGCUGGGGCUACCACGAGUUGCGUACGGGGGCGUGAGGACGCCAGAUUGCGGCAUUAGGUCAAUGGUGACUGGCAGGGCGUGCAAUUUGCGUGAUUAUUCAAUUGACAGGGGAGCCGGUGCCGCGAAACUAGCACACAUCCCAUGUCUUCACUCGUCGACGCGACCUCCCCGUGUCAACAUGUUCGUCCUGCUGCUGUUCUGCGCCGAUCUAGCACACACUGGAAAUGGUUUCCCAGAUGUGUCACUCACAGUGUCUCCUGCAGAGGGGCAUGAAUCCAACACACUUCAGUAUGAUCUGGAACUGAACUGGCAGCCUAGUCUGGAUGCAGACUGGAUUUGCCUUUUCAAUGUAUCUUCACUGCAAGAAGUAACACAAGACACAGAGCCUCUCAUUCGCAUCAGUCCUCGUGAUUACCCUGAUGGAUACUACAGUACUAAUAUCAGCUUUGCUGAACAACAGUACCCUAAUGGAUGGAGUAAAGGGUCUGGAGAAAACCCCGUGCCUGGAGAUGCUUGCCUGUCCUAUUGGAUUGCUGCCUACAAAUACAAUGAAUUGCAUCAGGCUGUCUGUCUUAAAAUCCACCCUACUUGGAUGUGGGAUCAUAGAGCUGAGCUGGAGAACAUGCCUCUUAUUGGUUUGUUCUUUCCUGGUACAUACAAUUCAAAUCACUUUAACAGAGGGAGUAUACCCUUGCCAAGGCAAACGGUCAGCCAUUUUCUUCUCACACAAGAUUCUGAUGUCUGGGGGGAAUUAAUUCGUGGUAUUCGGUACCUUGAUGUUGAUAUAGAGUAUUGUCCUAACCAGGGGAAGUCUUCUUCCACCCCUGCAACUACAGAUGAUGACAGAUGUUCGGUGAAUCAUAGCCUGCCUCAUGCAAAUCAUCUGCUGCCUGUGCUUAAGGAUAUUAAAGAAUUCUUGAAGAGGGCGAAGUAUGAAAUAGUCAUACUUGACAUUCACCACUUCCCCAUGGGAUUUGAAAAGAACACAGACCUACACCGUGAAUUUGUUUCAUUGCUGUAUUCUGAGCUUGGUGAUUACAUACUGUCAUUCGACAACAUUACCUACAAUUCUACAUUGGCUGACGUGUGGCACACUGGACGUACUCUUAUUGUGGCAUACAAUGAUUCUGAAACAACGACAGAAUUUGCUUGGCUGUGGGGCCCAAUACCACGGCUUUAUGGAGAUCACCAAACAACAGAAGGGCUCAAGACAUUCCUUUGGCAGUGCAUGGACGAUGCACGUGCCACCAGUGGGACAACUUUGGAAAUGUCUACAACUAGUAAUCUACCAACACCAGCAGUUUCCACAUCGGACAACUCAGAUAGUCUUCAUGAUCUAAUUGACAUGGCCAGUCGUAAUAUCACUAAAUGGUUUCAUAAUUAUUGGUGGAGAUAUUCAAACCUUGUUGCCACUGACUUUUUCCUUGGAAAUAACAUAACUGAUGUUAAUGUUAGAGCUUGCCUGGAUAAAGCGAAUAAUGUAAUAUUUCAAAUAGCAUCAGAAGACUAGUGAUGGUUAUCAUGAUGAUAGUUUACUGCAUGACAUACAAAGUGUAAAUUCAAAACUGCACACACUUGCAACCAAUAAUACUACUACUACUAAUAAUAUUAAUAUUAAUAAUAAGAACUAUGUAAAACAAUAGAAAGAAGAGAGAUACAUUGUAAACUUAAGUUGUAAACAGGAUUCAAGUGCUUUCUAGUCAUAUUUGGUUUGAUUCUCUCGGGUACAUCACCAUCAGUGAACCAAGUCUUUCCAAGUCCAUCCUUAUACAGACGGUUGUGGGGCCUUGGCUGUUCAAUACAGAAUUUUGAUUUGAGCAACCAGUUUUGGUGCUACACCUUCAGACCACCUGACCGACAGUAGGAAGAUUCCCAUAGGGGAUAUCAUUCACUGACCGGUAUCUGUAGAUUUCUACUUGACACAGUGAUCCUUUCAAUCAUCACUUGCCAAAUGUUACCUGACAGGCAGCAAAUGAUGACCAAGGGAUCACUGUGUCAAGUAGAAAUCUAUGGACACCAUUCAUUCAAUGCUGGCCCCUAUUUUGACUACACCCGAGGUGAGAAUCUUCCUACAUGUUGGUCAGGUGCCUGAAGAUGGCAUAAUGUAGUGCUAAAAUUGAUUGCUCAUAUAAAAUAACAAUUGACAAUUUGGACGGUUGAAAGGUGUUUUGAUUCAACAUUGUAUACCAGUAAACUAAAGUCAAAUGAACUUAUGUGACAUAUUUACUGAACAUGGCAGCAAAGAAAGGUAUUUAAAUUUGUUUGCAUUGACUGUAGUAUUUCAUAUAAUGUAGAAGCAAUAACUUCUUGGCAGGCAUUGGCAAUGCAUUGUAAAGCAUGAUCCAAGGCUCAAAACAGACAUGUAAUGAGAAGGAUGCUCCAUGAUUGCUGCCAAAUAAAGGCUACAAUUUCAAUACACAAAACUCUCAUUAGCUUACCUUGACACACAUGUGAAGCUUACAGCCAUAAAACUCCAUCAAAGUUAUAUUUGCUCACAAAUACACAAAGAUGUGUAAUAUAUAGAUUUAUGAUUACACACAUGCAUUGCUGUUAUUUGGUUUUGAUACCCUUCAUGUGGCUUUCCUCAUUUCGUACAAGUUCAUUUCCGCACAUGCUGUACUAAAGACAGUGAAGCAUUGCUUGGUAUGCCAUGCUUGUUCAUUGUGCUUAGACUUUUGGAUGGUUUCACACUCUUGUUCAGAAAGUUGCCAAGAUGUUCAAAAUUUUGCAGUGAAGUGAACAGAAGCAGUACUACACCUAGCAAUCCUAUGCUUCUACAACUAGAUACAUGUACAUGAUAAAUAACACCAUUUUAGAAGAGUAAGUAAAGUGGCUUUGUGUAUACAUUUGUCUCCUAUAUGCAAGCAAUGUUUUGUCAAAUUUUGAAAUGUAUAACUAUUACCAUUCAAAGAAGUGGUAAUUACAUUUUGUUUUUAGCAUAAUUAAUUUUUUAAAUUAUAAUAAUCAGUGAUUUCUGGUUCAUCCAUCAGAAAACUUCUGUCCUUUUUAAAAUAUAUAACAACUAUGUGUCA
This is a messenger RNA of Schistocerca cancellata (South American locust), 3117 nucleotides long. Its product is annotated as PI-PLC X domain-containing protein 1-like. The transcript has 6 exons. Gene Ontology annotation, biological process: lipid metabolic process. Gene Ontology annotation, molecular function: phosphoric diester hydrolase activity. The record is from RefSeq and is a predicted model, not a curated record. Bases 147 to 1595 code for a protein of 482 amino acids. NCBI's taxonomy places the organism in Eukaryota, Metazoa, Arthropoda, Insecta, Orthoptera, Acrididae.